UCUGACCAGUGUGGAGAGAAGACCGCAGGAGAGAGACACAGGAAGAGGGUAAAGUUUAUCCUGUGGAGGGAGAGACUGUCUGUCUCAAACAUCAAAUCAGGAUGUUUGUUGUCAUCCUGGUGACCCUGCUGUUCUCUGUGAGAGGCAGCAAUGCUGACACAGGUGCAGAUUGGGGAAGACAAUUCUGUAACAGAGGAUACUGUAUCACUCUUAGUAAAGGAGAAAUAACAGCAGAGGCUGGACUCUGUGUUGUGAUACCGUGUCUUUUCACCACUGAAUAUGGCUUUAUACCCCAACAUAUAGUUUGGUACAAAUGUGAACCAUCAAAACAAAGAUGUGGUGAUUCAGACAUUAUAUUCCACACUAACAAGAACAACAAAAAAGUUCAGUCUGGGUUCAAAGGACGAGUGUCACUGUUGGAGCCUGAUGUGUAUCAGGGGAACUGCAGCAUCAUCAUCAAUGACCUCACAGAGUUUGACCCUGGAUCAUAUCAACUCAGAGUAAAUGGUUUCCUGAAUGGGAGGGAAGUUGGAUAUACAUUCUAUACAAGAGCAAGAGUCUCUGUUAAAGGUCUGACCCAGAGGCCCACAGUGAUGAUUCUUCCUCUGACAGAGGGACAGCAGACCACACUGACCUGCACUGCUCCUGGUCUCUGCUCUGGAUCUGACCCUGAAAUCACCUGGAUGUGGGGAGGAGCAGGAGAGACGGACUCUCGCACCACAGGAAACAUCACUGCUUUCAAGACUGAGGAUCUGACUGCUGUCACUCAGUGACACAGCUCAACUUUGACCUUUAACCCUUCAGCUAAACACCACGGCACUGAUGUCACCUGUAAGGUCAGCUUCACAAACAACAUCACAACAGAGGAGACUGUGACUCUGAACGUGACCUAUGUGAAGGAAGUUGAAAUCACUGGGAAUACAAGUGUGAAGGAGGGUGAGGCUCUGAGUCUGAUCUGCAGUGUUGAAAGUUUCCCUUCAGCUCUCAUUACAUGGACUAAAUAUUCUGAUGAAAUGCAAAAUAAAACAGAAACUAUUCUGCAGAACGACACUGUUACUGACCUGCAGAACUACACUGUUACUUACCUGCAGAUCGACACUGUGACCUUCCUGAUAAAAAGUGGAAUGGACACCUUUUCCAUCCUUAACGUGACAACAGCAGAUGCUGGACUGUACAUCUGCACAGCAAAACAUCAGAACAACACCCUGAUGGGAAAAGUUAAUGUCACAGUGAUAUAUAUGAGGAAACUUGUAAUCACUGGAGACACAACUGUUGAGAAAGGAGGUGCUUUAAAUCUGACCUGCAGUGUUGAAAGUUUUCCUCCGUCUCAUGUCACAUGGACUGUACGUGGUUCCAACACAAACCUGCAGAGUGGAGCUGAUAGUGACUUACAGAAGGACACUGGAUCAGCCACACUCUUCAUCUCUGAUGUGACAGCAGAACAUUCUGGACGGUACAUCUGUACAGCACAACACCUGGACACAACUGUGACUACAUAUGCUGAUGUCACUGUGACUUUGUUUUCAAAGAUCUUGGAAACCUCUGGAUGUGUGGUUCAGUCAGAGGUCCUGACUUGUGUGUGUAUCAGUGAGGGGUUUCCUUUGCCCACCAUCAAAUGGCCGCUGUUGAAGAAUCACACUGAGUACUCUGUCGUUACCACUGUGUCAAACCACACGGUCAACAGCACUGUCACUGUGACUGUAAAAGACCACAGCACUUCUGUUGAGUGUGUCAGCAGCAACACAAAUGGGGAAGCAAAAGAAAACCUCACCAUUCGAAAUGACAUCUCAGAUCAAGAUGGUCAAACCAGUGAAGUACUGAAAAUUGUCUCACGGCCUGAAGUGAUCAUUGCCUUUGUGAUUGGGGCAGUUCUUUCAGCAGUCCUUUGCUGUUUGGCAAAAAAAUGCCACAGAAAAAAACAGAAGAGCUCUGGAAAUCUGGAGGUGGUGACCGGUCAAGAAUAUCCACUGAUAGAAGCUGGUCAAACAGUGGAAGAUGAUCAGACCUACUACCAAGAGGCAGCUGAAGAAGGAGGAGCUGUGGCAGCAGAGAAAGCAAUGUCUGAUCUCAAUGGUGGACCAAAAGAUGUGGAGUACGCCAGCAUUGAUUUCUCAGUGAUGAAAAGGAGGAGUCCCAGGGAGGCAGCAAAGAAGCAGGAGACCACGGAGACAGAGUAUGCUGAAGUUAAGAAAACAGUGAAAAAGAAAAUGGAAGAGAAUGGUAAAGAGGAAGGUGAAGUUUUGGAGGGCAAAGAGGAGCAGGCGAUGAUCGAGGAGGAUGAGGAGACAAAACAGUAUGUUCCUGAAGAGGAGGAAGGGGAGGAAAUGGCAGUGUACUCCAGUGUGAAGGAUGUAAUGGAUGAGAUGUGACGACUGUUGCAUUGUGGAGUUGCUUGAGGAUAACGUUUCCUUGCUCUUAUCAGAUGUAAUGGACUGAUGAUGGAUUGUUAUUCUGGUGAAUGAAUGGUGGUCAUGUAAAUGGGUUUCACCACAAGGCUGUGAUCCUCAAACGCCAAUUUCAGCAUGUCGUAACCUUAAGUGGUGAAGACACUUCACACCUCUGUGUUAGGAGCUGUGCAAAUCCUUUCAUUCCACCAAGACUGGACUGGAAGUUCGACUGAAUUUCCUUAUAUGUCAUUGACCCCUCGCUAAGCCCCGCCACUUUGUGAUGGUCUGUCAAGCUGUUGGAGUAAGCAUGGAGCCCACACUGUAACUAACUGCACUCCCUGAAGAAAUAUUAUC
Messenger RNA from Epinephelus lanceolatus (giant grouper), 2741 nucleotides. Lineage: Eukaryota; Metazoa; Chordata; Actinopteri; Perciformes; Serranidae. The record is from RefSeq and is a predicted model, not a curated record.